Molecule: messenger RNA, 543 nt
Organism: Williopsis jadinii
Lineage: Eukaryota; Fungi; Ascomycota; Saccharomycetes; Phaffomycetales; Wickerhamomycetaceae
Gene: VMA22
Product: Vma22p
Exons: 1
Coding region: 1-543 (180 amino acids)
Biological process (GO): vacuolar proton-transporting V-type ATPase complex assembly
Cellular component (GO): Vma12-Vma22 assembly complex; extrinsic component of endoplasmic reticulum membrane
Source: RefSeq, a predicted model, not a curated record
AUGGGACAAGAGACCAAAGCACGUGAAGCUGAGGUUGGCGCUAAGGAUGUUGAGCACACAGAGGCGGCUAACGAGACAAAGGAAAGCAAAGCAACAGAGACUACAGAGACUACGGACAAACUCGCUGAUGACCUCUUCACAAACCACGAGCUGCUCCCAAGCUCUGCUGACGCCAACGACCUCAACAUCACCAAAUACCUAUCGAAACUCGACGAGUACCUAAUGCUUCAGCAGUCGCUAAUAACAACCUUGCAGAGUGGGUUCAUCAACAUAUCAAGGGCAAACUACUCGUCGGGCGGACUGAGACCCUACGGCAAGGACCAAUGGGACAUGAACUGUUUGGUCACUUCCAAAGUGGAGGAUGGCGUGUUGGUGAAGUGUAACACAGACCUGUAUAACCCGCUGAACAUGUUUGGGGUGCUGGUGCCACAGCAGCUGAGAAGUGCAAAGGAGGAGUUUGAGGGCUCCCUGGACAAGUGCGUUAGGCUUGUUCAUCUGAGAAGAGAGCUGGAUCAAUUGUCAUCAUCAUUGUCGUCUACAUAG